AAUCUCGCCGCGUGCAGUGUGUUUUUCGUCGUGCGAUGGCAGCGUGGUAGUUGUUCGAUCGAUCGUCACUUUCCUCGCGGUUGUGUUCAAAGCAAAGGAACCAAACAACAAGUGAAGUGAUCGGGGAAAUUUAAUAUAUUCCGAAGUGUGGUGGUCCGUCCGAUAUGUGCCCAACGGCAAACGUCCCUCCAUGGACGAAAGUGUAGUAUAUAGUAGAAGUGCCAACAAAAAAGUGAAUCGUGCCAUUGUGGAAAACUUUUCAGCAUUAAAACGUGCUCUUCCCCGCCCGCCCAUCGCAGUGCCAUCGCAGCACUUAGCCAUUGCAUUGCGCUUGAUUGGGUGACAGCGUCGAAAAUUAAUUUGAAGCGAAAAGUGUUUUUAUAUUUCGACCGGUACUAAAGCUGCUAUCAAACGUAGUGGGUGCAAUACGUUUGAAUUGAAAAUUAUUACCCAAAAGUACGGUUCGAUACUACAUAGCGAGGGACCUCUUGUUGGCGUAACAAAACAAAGGAUGAUACUCAGGCUGGUGUGUUGUAUGACUAUCAUCGCUAUCAUUUCAAUCGAUACGAUCGCAGCCGACCUCUCUACAAGGGAUCGCAUACGGAUACACCGAGAAUGGCUCGAAAGAAGGGCCGCAAAGCGAUCGAAUGUCAGCGCACCGAAUUCACCUCCCGACUCGUUGGUAGCAACGACUCAGCGGACAACGUACAUGCGAAAGUUAAUCAAAUUCAAGAACGAAAACGAACCGCUGUCAGAGAAUGACAUUUCGUUCGUUCCCCAUUUUGGUAACGGAGCGGAAGUAGACGGUGGCAGUAAUGGGCACGAAGGUGUCAAUAAUGGUUCCGGCACCGAUACCGCCCCGCCCACCAGCGGCAAGCAACAGGAUCGGCUGCAUCAUCAACAUCAUCAGCAUGACCAGCAGCGUUGGAAUUUUCAUCCUCACCGCGUGCACGCAGCGUCCCACAACGAAAAAGAAAUUUUAACAGACGACGCCGAACGCUACCGGUAUGAUGUCGUUUCUACGCAAGAUGUCAACCGACAGGAAAUCGAAGCCAGUGGAAGAAUGGACAGUUUAUCGGCGGCACAACUGCCUCACCCGGAUGGACGCGAUCCGAAACCUCUGGUGUACAUUAUGGCUCCAUCCGUUAGCUCACCAGAGGAACCACAGGACGUUCGAGUGCCUGUUACUGGGCUGAGGGCUGGAGAGUUUCCUGCUACAACAGUCACCAGCAUAGUGGAGGAGCAAGCUCAGAAAAUUAAUGUCGCGGUUGGAUCGAGCAACCGGACUCUGGCGCAGAGCCUGAGUGUGGGCGAUGGCCACAAUACUACCGCUGAAAAUCCCUUAAAUAAUGAUUUGUCGAGCGGUUCGGUUGUUGCAGCCACAAACGUAGCAACCACUGACCGUAAAUCAGAUCGAAUUCCAUUGACAAGGGACGCUGCUGAAGGAGCACUUUUGAGCGGAACUGCCGAACCAAACGGUGUGGUCCGUUCGAGUGAGGCAUCUUCCGGUGGAGUGGAGAAUGGCGUUAUGAUAACAACAACAACAACAGUAACGACAGAAGAAAAUCUAACCGGAAAUGCUGAUCACGAGCAGAAUCUCACGUUACAGCUCGAAUCUGGACCUCCCUCGGCAAAUGUUAGUGUGCGAAAUCUGUUCGGCCCAUGGAGCAACUGGACGGCUUGUUCUAGAUCCUGUGGAGGAGGCGUAAAGACUCAGUUUCGCAGCUGCUGGAAACGAGAAUACAUAAAUGGCAAAAAAAGCUCAAAGCCAGCCGUUGAAAGCUUUGAGUGCAUUGGGAUAAUUAAGAGGUAUCAUUUAUGCAAUGAACAGGACUGUCCCACAACCGACGGAGAUUUCCGAGAGCAACAGUGUGCGAGCUUCAACAGUCAAACGUUUCAGGACAAGCGCUAUAUUUGGGAAGCUUUCGUCAAAGAGGAUGCCGAGUGUGAGUUAAACUGCAAACCAAUCGGCAUGCGUUACUUUGCAACGCUCAAUAAAACGGUCAUCGAUGGAACGCCUUGCUCGAAACCCACCGAAUACUUUCGCCGUAAUAACAGUGGCCGUGGCAUAUGUGUCGAAGGGCUGUGCAAGGCCGUUCACAACAGUGGCGUUAUUUCGGGCACGUUCAUGAACAAUGGCGCCGUCCGGUGCGGAACGACCGUUUGCCGUCACAUUUCCGGUAUCUACACGAAGACCAACCCGAACAAUGGGUACGUUCACGUGGCCACCAUUCCGGCCGGUGCAUCCAAUAUCACGAUAACGGAGCUACAGAACAGCCAAAACUAUCUCGCGCUGAAAACGGCCGAUCAACGGUUUUUCAUCAAUGGUGACUACACGAUCUCGCUCAGUGGACAUUACAUCGCCGCCGGGACCGUGUUCGAUUAUCGUCGAGUCGAUGGGCUGAACAACGGGUCAAACAGCAGCUUCCGGCACGUGGAAGGCAUUACCGAAUGGGUGACUGCACUUGGACCAACGAACGAACCGGUGCAGGUGUUUCUGCUUUCACAGUCACCGAACCCGGGCAUCAAGUACGAGUAUCUCCUCCCCGUCAGCGUUAGCCCUACGGAGCCUUCAUCGCUCGAAGAAGUUCCCAGCGCUGAAGCGGGAAAUGAAAUCUCGGAAAAAUCCAAUCUGCGAGUGCCAAAGCAGCGAGUGAUGAGCUCUCCCAACAACAACAACACCGGUACCAUCCCUGGUACGGGGCGUGUUGGUCAGCGUAAGCGCAAGUAUCUCUGGAAGGUAAUCGGGUUCAGCGCGUGCAGCAAGUCCUGUGGCGGAGGUAUCCAGCAGCCUAUCAUAAAGUGUGUCCGAGAGUCUCCUACGCGCGUUUUUUCGGCCAAACGCUGUGCCCAUCUGCAGCAACCAGUGUUGAAUGAGAAUUUGCUACGAUGCAACACUCAGCCGUGUCCCGCGUACUGGAAGCUCGGCGACUGGGAUCAGUGCAAUUGCGAGGAAAAGUACGACGAGGAAGUGUUCCGCACACGCGAAGUCAAGUGCGUCCAGGAGCUGUUGUCCGGUAUAGUCAUACAGGUUAACAACGGUGCGUGCAUGGAUGAGUUGCCCCCGAGUACCGAACGCUGCGAGUGUUCCCGCGUGGUGAAACCCACACCGCCGAAAACGGAGAAGCCACGAUACAGACCAACCGAAAGUCAACAUCAGCACGAGCAUCGCGGUCAUCGAGGACACCAGCAUCAACAGCAUCACGAUCACCACAAUGGGCAGUCGGGUCACAGCCACACACAGAACGAUGCAGAAAAUGGCCCAUUGACGAACGGUGGAGGCUUCGCUGUACCGCACAGCCGUCAGCGAACCGAUAUUAAUCACAUCAACUAUCGAGCAGAGGCCAAGAAAACUGGCGUUUGGCUUACGGCAAACUGGAGCACUCGCUGUUCGACAACCUGCGGCAUUGGGAUGCAGACACGGUCGAUCUUCUGCGAUCGUAGCUCGUCGAUCAACUCGGAACGUUGCGAUCUGCGCAUGAUGCCGGAAACUUCGCGCGAAUGUACCAGCAAUCGGGCAUGCGAGUUUGGCGAAUGGUUUGCGGGCCCAUGGACACUGUGCUCCGGAGAUUGUUUCAACCUGACGCGCUCCCGAACAGUUCUUUGCAUUCGCAAUGAUCAUUUUGCGCCAGAAAGUGAAUGCGACGCUGUCCUGCGACCGUCAUCGAUCGAACCAUGCGACACUGAAUCAUUUGAAGAAUGUAAACCGAGGUGGCACUUUUCCGAAUGGUCCGAGUGCACUAAACCAUGCGGCGGAGGCAAUCAACGGCGCGUGGUUAAGUGUUUGGAGUUCAACCUGCGCGACAAGUUACUGCAGGAAUCUGGUGGUUGUCGCUACGCCGAUCGACCCACAUCCUACCGGGUGUGCAACGAAGAGUCCUGCCCCGUAUCGACCGCACCUCCUGCCACCUCAACCACAACCAGAACGACAACGUCCUAUACGACCACCCUGCCCACCUCCUCCUCAUCGGUCGAUCCGUACUACGAGGCACGAUCCGACAUGAUGUCAAACGAUGAAAACUGUCGCGACGACUUCCCCAACUGUACGAUAGUGGUAAAAGCGAAGCUGUGUAACUACGCAUACUACAGCCAGGCGUGUUGUCAGAUGUGCAGAACGCGACAGAACGAGCUGUAUUGAGAGGCAGAGUUGAGGCCGGUUGAGUACUUUUCUAGCACUAUUAUUAACAACACAACACACAACACAAACACGAGGCUGCGCAGACUCUGGGGGCGUUGCACGCACACUCAUACUGCGUUCAUUACUAAUUAAAAGUUGUACCACGGGAAAUGCAGAGUUAUCAUUCGUAUUCGUUUAGUUGGUACUACCUGUCUGAGGGUAAUUCAGUAGGUAUUUCCUAGAUUUCCACCAAUUCCAUCAAUUGUUAGCUCCAAACGAAACAAAACCGUUGGACAGUAUUUUUCAUUUCAACAGUCUUACAAGAACAACCCCAAACGUUAUUGGUGCAGGAUCGAUAGUACUCAGAAUCGAACAGUAAAGUCAUUGUUAGUAUUAACUCAAAAUCAAAAUAUUAGUUGCAUACAGUGAUGGACACAUACUUAACGACACUCAUCAUUAUUUGUGUUAUCAUAAAAUAGACAUCCGACCGGCGGCAUGUACCAGCUUUGGUACAUUAACCAAAUCUUGAACGUGUUCAUUUUUCUUCCGUUAUGAACCAAUUAAAACAGUUAUCCAGGAAUCAAUUAUCAAAAAUCAUGUCUAGAUUUUAAACAUAAGCAAAAUGGAAGAAGGAAGGAAACAUGUUGAGGCUGUUUGAUUUCGCUCAUGGCAAAAGCAUGAUGCGGUAGCAGUUAGAUAUUUAUCAAAGAGAAAUAACUACAGCUUCACAUCGUUACACAUCAAAGAGAACAUCAUUAUUGUUAGUAAGUAUUUGCGACUAAUCAAACAACAGGGGAAAACGACAACUACACACACACACACACACACAUACACAGUACAGCCGCAACACCAGAUCGACAGAAAGAAGCGACGGAUGGGCAAAACUUUUCACUCACUGUAACUAUAACAUAGAUCUCCCUUCUUUCCAAUAAAGGUUUGAUAACAUUGGA
This is a messenger RNA of Anopheles arabiensis, 5067 nucleotides long. It is a transcript of the gene loh, whose product is annotated as thrombospondin type-1 domain-containing protein 4. NCBI's taxonomy places the organism in Eukaryota, Metazoa, Arthropoda, Insecta, Diptera, Culicidae. The coding region runs from base 512 to 4138 and encodes 1208 amino acids. The record is from RefSeq and is a predicted model, not a curated record. Gene Ontology annotation, biological process: extracellular matrix organization. Gene Ontology annotation, cellular component: extracellular matrix. Gene Ontology annotation, molecular function: metalloendopeptidase activity. The transcript has 12 exons.